Messenger RNA from Myotis lucifugus (little brown bat), 4497 nucleotides. It is a transcript of the gene IKBKG, whose product is annotated as inhibitor of nuclear factor kappa B kinase subunit gamma. The coding region runs from base 659 to 1900 and encodes 413 amino acids. Gene Ontology annotation, cellular component: IkappaB kinase complex; cytoplasm; nucleus. Gene Ontology annotation, biological process: positive regulation of canonical NF-kappaB signal transduction. The record is from RefSeq and is a predicted model, not a curated record. Gene Ontology annotation, molecular function: K63-linked polyubiquitin modification-dependent protein binding. The transcript has 10 exons. Lineage: Eukaryota; Metazoa; Chordata; Mammalia; Chiroptera; Vespertilionidae.
GCGUGUUUUACUUCCGGGUACCACAGCAACGACACCGGAAGCCGGAAGUGGGGAUUUCAGCGGCCGGAGAAGGGAAGAGCUACCGCGGAGUCGGGACUUGCUUGGAGUGACGGGCUCGAGGGGCGCUCGCGACCCGCUGCUCCCGCCCUUCUCACGUCGGAUCGAUUCUGCUGACAGGUGUGGCCCUCUUCCCCGAAGACAGGAAGACAGGGUACCAUCGGUGGGCGUUCCGCCGCCUCCUAGAUUCCCCCGGACGUCCAGGCUUCCUACUCCUGUUGGGCCCAGGUCCGUUUCUGCCGCCCGCUGCUAGGGCACUGGCCCAGGCGGGGCCGAUGCUGGACCCAGAUUACUUUGGCGGCGAGCUUGACUGUUCCGCUUGUCCCUCCUCCGCGGCCGCGGAGUUUGACCACGCCCCUAGUUCGUGGAUGAUUCUUCUAGUUCGGAGACAUUUUCUGUUCAUCAAACUUGACUGCAUUUGAGGUUGUUAAAUUCUUUAAUAAGGUCCCAAUACAGUUUGGCAGCUAUCUUACCUCCACGUGCCUCCGUUUGCUCACUUUGCAAAAACGAUUAAUGUCUACCCGACCUCAUACCAUGGGAAUCUGCACAGGUCCCGUGUGACGCUCCUGCUGCCUUUCUCUUCCAAACCUUGACUUGUUGAAUGAGCAGGCCCCCCUGGAAGAGUCCGCUGUGUGAGAUGGUGCAGCCCAGCGGUGGCCCGGCUGGGGACCAGGACAUGGGUGAAGAGUCUUCUCUGGGGAAGCCGGCCAUGCUCCACCUGCCUUCGGAGCAGGGUGCUCCUGAGACCUUCCAGCGCUGCCUGGAGGAGAAUCAAGAGCUCCGAGAUGCCAUCCGGCAGAGCAACCAGAUGCUGCGGGAGUGCUGCGAGGAGCUGCAGCGUUUCCAGGGCAGCCAGAGGGAGGAGAAGGAGUUCCUCAUGCAGAAGUUCCAGGAGGCCAGGAAACUGGUGGAGAGACUGAACCUGGAGAAGCUGGACCUGAAGAGGCAGCGGGAGCAGGCCCUGCAGGAGGUGGAGCACCUGAAGAGAUGCCAGCAGCAGAUGGCUGAGGACAAGGCCUCGGUGAAAGCCCAGGUGACGUCCUUGCUGGGGGAGCUCCAGGAGAGCCAGAGUCGCUUGGAGGCUGCCACCAAGGAUCGGCAGGCUUUGGAAGCCAGGGCCCGGGCAGCCAUUGAGCAGGCCCGGCAGCUGGAGAGCGAGCGGGAGGCGCUGCAGCAGCAGCACAGCGUGCAGGUGGACCAGCUGCGCAUGCAGAACCAGAGCAUGGAGGCUGCUCUGCGCAAGGAGCGCCAGGUUGCCUCGGAGGAGAAGCGGAAGCUGGCGCAGCUCCAGGCAGCCUAUCACCAGCUCUUCCAAGAUUAUGACAACCGUAUGAAGAGCAGCCCAGGGAGCAAUGAGCGAAACCGAGGAAUGCAGCUGGAAGAUCUCAAGCAGCAGCUCCAGCAGGCCGAGGAGGCCCUGGUGGCUAAGCAGGAAUUGAUUGAUAAGCUGAAGGAAGAGGCUGAGCAGCACAAGAUUGUGAUGGAGACCGUUCCGGUGCUCAAGGCCCAGGCGGAUAUCUACGAGGCUGAUUUCCAGGCUGAGCGGCAGGCCCGGGAGAAGCUGGCCGAGAAGAAGGAGCUGCUGCAGGAGCAGCUGGAGCAGCUGCAGCGGGAGUACAGCAGGUUGAAGGUCAGCUGUCAGGAGUCGGCCAGGAUUGAAGAUAUGAGGAAGCGGCAUGUAGAGGUUGCCCAGCCCCCUGCCCAAGCUCACCAGUCCUUUCACCCCGCGUUCAUCCAGAGAACGCUCCCCGAGGAGCCACCUGACUUCUGUUGCCCCAAGUGCCAGUAUCAGGCUCCUGACAUGGACACCCUGCAGAUCCACGUCAUGGAGUGCAUUCAGUAGAGCCGCCUGCCGGCGACCAGCCCAGGACAGUGCAAUCUCCGCUUCCCUCUCCCGCCUGCCUCGUUCCAGGCGAGGUGACGAAGAGCAGGCUGCUUCUUUGAGCGCCACGAGCUAGCUGCAGGGACUUCCGCUUCAGCUUCCCCGGCUGCUGGUUUGCCUCUUUUAGGGCCCACGGGGUCCCAGCCAGUCCUGAUGCUGUGCUCUUUUUGUCCGUUCUGUCUGCUUGAACCACUUGCCUCUUGGGCUCCCUCUUCCACCUCCAUUGGGGAAGUCAGGAAUCAAGGUCAAGGCUCUCAGAGAGGACUGCUUCCCAGCCUGAGAUGGGAGGGAGCCCUUCCUUCUGGCCCAGCUCCUGCGCAUGCGCUGCGGGCACAGUCCUGGGCUGUGUGCUCUUCCGCUGGGAGGCUGCACCACGGCAUUUGCCUUGUUGCCAGUCUUUUUAUUGUCAUAAAUAAUGCCACAGUGAAAAUGCAUUGGGUCAACCUUGUGUGUCUUUGGGUCAGAUUCUUAGAAGCGGCCACACUGAGCAUCUGCAAACAGGGUAGAUGGUGCCGGUGCCCCCCAGUGUGGUUUCCUGCUCUCCCCUCGUUCCCCAGAGCCUUGCCCUGGUGAGGGGUGUCAACCGGUGGGCUUUUGCCAUCAUGUAGUUUUCAUUAAGAGUGAGCGUGAGCGUCUUUCAGAGCUUCGGGGUCCUUUUCAAUUCUGGUGUGAAUGGCUUGUUUGUAUCUGUUGACCAGUUUGCUCUUGGGUUGUUAGUCUUCUGUUCCUCGCUUUGUAGGAGCGCUUUGGUCAUUAGUGGGGUCAGCUCUUCCGUGUGGUGGAAGUUGCAGUGAUCUUUUCCCACCGUGACUUGGUACUAGCGUGGUUUGGACUUGAAGUUUGUUAUCUUUGUGUAGUGACGUUUACCCACCCUUCCUCCACUGCUUUGGGUUUGGAGUUGUGGCCACCUCAUGGUCUGAUGGGGUGCAGGGGGGGAUGCUUCUCCCAAGUACACUUUUUAAAAAAUAUAUAUAUUUUUUAUUGAUUUUAGGAAGGAAGGGAGAAGGAGAGAGAUAGAAACAUCAAUGAUGAGAGAGAAUCAUCGACUGGCUGCCUCCUGCACGCCCCACACUGGAGAUUAAGCCUGCAACCCGGGCAUGUGCCCUGACCGGGAAUCGAACUGUGACCUCUUGGUUCAUAGGUUGACGCUCAACCACUGAGCCACAUUGGCCAGGCAACCACUGCUCUUUUGAACCUUCCCUUUUGCCUGCUUCCUUCUGUAGGGGCCAACUCUGCAUUCUACACCAGAGAUUUUGAACCAGGUUGUUUGCCCAGAAGAGGGAUUCUUCUUUCUUCUUUCUGGUUUUACUCUGGUUGAGCUUCCAGAACAAGUGGUGGGAUUCUUCCGGUGAGGGAAGUAGCUUGCCUGCCUUCUUAGCUGUGGCCCCUUGGUUCUCAUGAGCCUGGCUUUGGGAAGUAGAUAGAUAGCUAGAAGCACAUCCUGCCGGAACCUAUGUUGUUCCCUGUUGCUCACACACCUGCUGCUCGAUGCUUUAAGAAAAAUCCAGAUGGCCAGUUAGCACAAUAGGAAAGCGUUUCUCUUUCACCAGUAACUAAAACAACACAGACUCCAACUGAACAGAAAGUAAUUUCAAAAGUGCAACAAAUGAUGUCUGCGGCCCUGCUGGCAAGGUGCAGGGGACAGGCCUGUGGUGCCACUCCUGGGUGGACCGGUUUGGCAGAAUGGACAUUCUCAGCCUGUUUAACUGUAAGAGAUAGUCAGGUACUGUGACUCUGACAUUGCAGACAUGCUCACUGCACCAUCAUUGAAAAUUUAAAAAAAAUAUUGAUUUCAGAGAGGAAGGGAGAGGGAGAGAGAUAGAAACAUCAAUGAUGAGAGAUAAUCAUUGAUUGGCUGCCUCCUGCACGCCCCACACUGAGGGUUGAGCCCGCAACCUGACUGGGAAUCAAAUCUUGACCUCCUGGUUCAUAGGUUGACGCUCAACCACUGAGCCACGCUGGCCGGGCUGCGUCAUCAUUUGUAGCUGCCAAAAGUUGUGGUGAAAGAGGAGGCUACACUCUGGACCACAUGGGCCCACACAGCCAGGGUUGUGAACAUCUUGCAGUGUGGAACCCGCUCUGCAGCAGGUUGGUGUGAAAAGGCCAGUAGACAAAAUUAUGUAUAAGGUGUGACCCCAAUAAAACAGUAACAGCUGCAGAUGCACACCCUGCAACCAUUUGGGUGGGAAAAUGGUAUUGUCAUUGUCUUUUGAACAAGAACGAGGCCCUUUCUCUUAAGGCCACAAACUGCAGUAUUUAUGCAUGAAAUUAUAUGAUGCUUUGUUAAGUGAGCUGUGAGAACAUUACAAUUUUUCUAUAUAAAUGUUUGCAUAACAUUAGGAAUAGCUGCUCUUUGAAUGCUUGGUAAAACGGCUUAGAUCUAAUGGAUUUCAUGUGGGUGAGGGUAGAUUUUAAACCACUGAUUCAAUUUCCUCGAAACUGAAUUUAGUUGUACUCAGGUGUUUUGUUUCAUGAGUAAGUUAUAUUUUCUUAGCACAAUGUUCAGUUAAUCACUUUUCAGAUUUACUGCAAUAAAUUUAUCCUAUCAUUUAAAAAUC